Molecule: messenger RNA, 1737 nt
Organism: Mya arenaria
Lineage: Eukaryota; Metazoa; Mollusca; Bivalvia; Myida; Myidae
Product: BTB/POZ domain-containing protein 2-like
Exons: 4
Coding region: 116-1393 (425 amino acids)
Biological process (GO): neurogenesis
Cellular component (GO): cytosol
Molecular function (GO): protein binding
Source: RefSeq, a predicted model, not a curated record
AUCGAAACUAAAGCUUUAGCAAUUUUGGUAUACCAAACCUGUGAACCCCGGGGCGUGGCCAGUUCUGACUUCAGGGGCAUAAUUUGAACAAACAUUCACAAGCAAUUGUAUUCAGAUGAGUGCGCAAACGACAGACACUUCUGACCUUAAAAUACCAAGUAUGUCUGACCCCUGGCAACACGAGGAAUCGUUCGCCGUCACGAACGCGCAUAUGCUGAGUGAUGACGUAUUAUGUGAUGUCACUAUCCUGGCGGGGGAGGAAGCACGUGAAGUGAGGUGUCACCGGUUCAUGCUAGUCAGCCGCUCACCGGUUUUCUACACGAUGUUUUGUGGCUCACUUCCGGAAGCCGGCGUGGUGAAAAUACCGGAUGUGGAGGCAGACGUCGUCAGAACCGUCGUCAGGUUUAUGUACACGGGAGAAAUACAGCUAAUGCCUGAUUCCGUAAUGGCCAUGAUGUACGCUGCAAAGAAAUAUGACAUUCAACCAUUGACCAACCGCUGCAACAUAUUUCUUGAAAAAGAAAUUGCAAUCGAUAAUGUCUGCGUCAUUCUUGACCAAGCAUUAAAAUUCGCGGAAGAGGACUUGAUUCAACCGUGCCUGUCCUUUGUAUCAAAAAACAUUGACCAAGUAUUUCAGAGUGAUGGAUUUUUGAGCAUGUCAUCGGAAGCUUUGAAGUUGGUACUUGAGAAAGAAAAAGAUUCAUCAAACAUACCACCAGAAGAAGUGUAUGCAUCUUGUAAGAGAUGGGCGAGGCAAGCGUGCUCUUCGUCAGGGACUGAGGUGACUGACCAAGUCCUAAGGCAUAAACUCGGAGACCUUAUUUGUCUUGUUGAUUUUGCGGGAAUGUCUUAUGAAUCGUUUACUGACAACGUAGUGCAAGAAACGAUUUUAUCUGACAAUGAAAAGGUCAAGUUCCUGACAGAUAUAAGAAAACGACAAAAGAAAAGUUUCGUUGUUGAGAGAUUUUCUGAGGUUCAACAAGGAUGGACUCACAAGGGUUUUCAAGAUGGUAUAAGUUUCAAGACUUCAAAACAUGUUACUCUGUCUGGAGUAGCUUUGUAUCUACCGCACCAAAGUGGAAUUUUGAGUGGCCCAUUGGAAAUCCUGGAAGAGCAGACGGUCGUAUUGACCCAGGACGUUACCCUAUCCUACAAAGAAAACGAAAAGCAUGAGAACAUUCCCCUUGUUAAUAGAGUGAACAUUCACCCGGGAGUGACGUAUUCUGUUCGCCAGAGGCUAAACGGGCAACCAUCAUAUCAAGGUUAUAAUGAUAAAAGUAAGCAGAGUAUUAAUGGUAUAGAAAUAGAAUUCAUGGAAUUGAUUUCUGGUAUGUCAGAUAAUGAAACAUCUUUAAAAAGAGGCCAGAUACAUGGUAUUACGUUAGUAUGUUGAUGUGGCAAUGAGUAUGUCAAAACACAUGACUGAACGCAUCAGAGCAACAUAGUACAGGCAUGAACACAUAAUAUAAACUGUGUUUAGCUACCAUGUAGCAGAAUAUUGUUUAACCUUAAAAUUUUGACUACUGACAUGUACGUUGCAGAUAUCAAAAUGAUCAUACCAGAUUGUAUUUUGCAGUUUAUUUACAAUUCCAGUUCAUCCUUAAACAUAAGUUGAUUAGUAUAUUUAUUUAAAAUUUCACACUACAUUGUAUAAUUGUUAUUGUAAUAUAUUUAAUAUUUAUUGUAUAUGAAACACAAAAAACUGAAUAGUUUACUGUAAUAAAUUAUGUUCUGUUC